CGCAUAUUAUGCUGCGCCUACAAAACUAGUUACAAUACUCCGCCGGACCACGAUAACCCGCCCCUGAUCGUCUUCUCCGAUCCUCACUCCCUCCCCUCGGCGACUCACUGAAACCCCAUCGCCAUGAGCAGAAGACAGCGAUCUCUCCUCAUCAGAACCCUCCUCUUCCUCUUCAUCCUCAACGCCAUCUCCUUCUCAAUCUACCUCCUCCUCAGCUCCCCGUCCCCCGAAACCCUAGCCCAACCCCAAACCCUAACCCUAACCCUAAAACCCUGGCCCACCCUCCCCUCCUUCCUCCCCUGGACUGACCCUAACCCUAACCCUCCCCCUCGGUCCUGCGAGGCCUACUUCGGCAACGGCUUCUCGAACGGAUCCAGGUUAUCGGCAUCGACCAGCGGCGGCGCGGACGGGUUCCUUCGGUGCUUUAUAUAGUGAGACGCUGAGGAGGACUCGAUUUGGGAAAUGGAUCGGUUAUCGAUGGUAUCGGGGGUCGGAUCUGAUGAUCGAGGGACGAGGGAAAGAGGGUUGCGACGACGCUUCAUUGGGAGGGAGGAGGAGGAGGAGCUGCCGAAAUUUGAGGAGGCGGCGUUCGAGAUCGAGGGGGAGGAUGUGGGAGAUGUCGGCAGGGCGGUGGAUGAUGAGUUUCUUGAUAAGUACGUGCCGAGGGGGCAGAUUCAGCAGCACACUAUGAGGGCCUUGGUGGACUCGGUCCGGGUUGUUGAGCCCGGGAAGCUCGAUUGCUCCGAGUGGAUUGAAGAACCCACGGUCUUGGUUACACGUUUUGAGUAUGCAAACAUGUUCCACACGGUUACGGAUUGGUAUAGUGCCUAUGUCUCUUCCAGAGUUACCAGCUUGCCUGGUAGGCCACAUUUGGUUUUUGUGGAUGGCCAUUGCAAGACUCAGCUGGAAGAAACUUGGGAAGCUCUCUUUUCUAGUAUUAAAUAUGCUAAAAACUUCUCAGGGCCUGUUUGUUUUCGUCAUGCUAUUCUUUCACCCUUGGGCUAUGAGACAGCUUUGUUUGAAGGACUAACUGAACACAUUAGCUGCCAAGGCACCACUGCAAACAGCCUUUCGAAGAACCCUGAUGAUCGAAAAACUUCCAGAUUGUCAGAAUUUGGAGAAAUGCUAAGAGCAGCAUUUGGCCUUCUAGACAUGCCAACAAAGCCUCCUACUGGUCAUAAUGUCCUUUUUGUGAGGCGUGAAGAUUAUUUAGCUCAUCCACGUCAUAGUGGAAAAGUAGAAUCCCGAUUAAGCAAUGAGCAGGAGGUUUUUGACGCAGUGCAUAGUUGGGCAGCCAAUUACACAAAAUGUAAAAUUAAUGUCAUCAAUGGUCUUUUCGCACACAUGUCCAUGAAAGAGCAACUCCGUGCUAUGCAAGAAGCUUCAGUUGUUAUAGGCGCUCAUGGAGCUGGUCUUACUCACUUGGUUUCUGCUACACUGGAUACCAUAGUUCUCGAGAUAAUUAGCAGCUUAUAUCGGCGUCCUCAUUUUCAAUUGAUCUCUCAGUGGAAAGGGUUGGAGUACCAUGCUAUCAAUCUUGCUGGAUCAUAUGCAAGGCCUCCGAUGGUCAUUGAUGAGCUUAGCAGCAUAGUGAGGAGUCUAAAAUGCUGAUGUCAAAUUUGAGAUCAUUUUCUUUAUUGACUGAUAGCUUAAAGUAUACAUUUGAAGCACCUAUAGGCUUGAGAGCUAACUGUCAAGUCUGUUCGAGUCAUGGUUUCUAGCAUUCUCACUUGAGUUCAAACUGAGAGUAGGGAGCUUGCUGUGAUUUCAAAUUGUCAACUAAGAGAUUCAUUGUUCAUUGUGUUGUCCAUUAAAGAGGCAGCAGCAUGAGGAGCACAAUGCCCAGCAUCAAUUUGUAGAGACUAGAGGAUUAAUUAGUUCAGAGAUAAAUGUUUGAGGAUUGAAGGGCUAAAAUUGAGAGCAUCAGCGUAAGUAUCAUGGGUUUGUGAGAAGCAGCUCUGAGCACCAACCCUCAGGGCAUGUAUUUAGAAGGAGAAAGUUGGUAGCUCCUGACAUUCUUGUGUAACUUAUUGACCAGAGAUGGAUAAUACAUGUAAUGUUUCUGAUACUGAGAAGAAUGUUGUGGUGGUAGUUUUAAUGUUUGCCGAUGGUCGCGCUAUGUCAAAUUGCAUACUACACGUUAUAUCCUUCUGUGAAAAUCUGUAUUCCUCCCAGAGUUUAUUUCAUGAUUGACGUAGUAAAUGAAUUCUCUAUGGUUUAUUAAUAAGCAAUGAUGUUUCAAAGGGGCAGCAGGAUCUUCAUAUUCUUCA
Messenger RNA from Asparagus officinalis (garden asparagus), 2270 nucleotides. RefSeq names its product beta-(1,2)-xylosyltransferase. NCBI's taxonomy places the organism in Eukaryota, Viridiplantae, Streptophyta, Magnoliopsida, Asparagales, Asparagaceae. The transcript is spliced from 4 exons. Gene Ontology annotation, molecular function: glycosyltransferase activity. The record is from RefSeq and is a predicted model, not a curated record.